Rhopalosiphum padi (bird cherry-oat aphid) is the source of this 2411-nucleotide messenger RNA. RefSeq names its product enolase-like. The transcript has 13 exons. Lineage: Eukaryota; Metazoa; Arthropoda; Insecta; Hemiptera; Aphididae. Gene Ontology annotation, cellular component: phosphopyruvate hydratase complex. Gene Ontology annotation, biological process: glycolytic process. The record is from RefSeq and is a predicted model, not a curated record. The coding region runs from base 365 to 2137 and encodes 590 amino acids. Gene Ontology annotation, molecular function: magnesium ion binding; phosphopyruvate hydratase activity.
CGAACAAACGUCCAAAACCCGGGGACGAUUUGGACAUGCAAAAAGGUGGAACACCGGCUAUAUAAAGAUUAAAUAUAGGUACACGCCAUAGACCUGUAAACUAGUUGAUCGGUCUAUGGUACACGCUCGUCGGUAGUCGUUGACAGUCCAAGGUCAGUAUGCAAACGGACGUUUAUAAUACACUUUGAUAUUAUUCAAUGAUAAUAAAUAAUAAUUAUUAUUAUAAGCGACUUGCAAUCAUUGAUUAUAUUAUAGUUUGCUGCCGCGUUUGCACUUUUCGUACCGGCUCGCCCGUUAAAAUAAUACAUAAUAAUAAUAUGCAACAAUAUUAUAAUAAUAAUAUUAUGUAACGUCAUAUUAUUAUAUGUGCGUAUAUAAUCGCGUUCGACCAUCGCAGCAAGACUAUAUUGAUGUAUCAGCCAUCAGAUUAACAAGUUCUGCACCACCACCAUUGCGGACCGUUAAUUAUUCAGUCCGCCAAUCCAGGUUCACCGACGCUGGUAAAAGUUUGGUGUCUCUUCAUCCGUACUGGCGUGCUUCUAUUCAUCCGUGCUGGCGCAGAAAUGAGCAGUUGCACAGGUCCAUGGCUUUCAGCAGUCAAUGUAAUUCUUCUAAGACUUUCCCAGAAAAUUCAAAUAAAGAUGAAACUCCUAAAGAAGGAUCCAUCGAUACUAUUAAAGAUGCUGUUGUACAAUUUUUGAAAAAAUUGGGUGAUACUGUUGUAGAUGGUGCUGGCAUGAUAACCAAUUAUUUUAACUGCCCUACUGAUGACAAUAAUAUGACUAUUUCAAAGAUUGAAGCUUAUACAAUUUUGGACUCCAGAGGUCUUCCCACUGUAGCAGUUGACUUAACCAUUAAAAAUGGUCUAGUUUUCCACGCAGCAGUACCAUCUGGUGCUAGUACUGGUAAAUAUGAAGCAUUAGAACUGCGUGAUAAUGACGAAAGCUAUUUUCUCGGAAAAGGAGUAAAUACUGCUAUUAACAACAUAGAAAACAUUAUCGCACCUGCUCUUGUAAAAUCGGGACUCAAAGUCACAGAACAGAGAGCCAUUGACGAUUUGAUGAUCAAAUUGGAUGGAACUCCAAAUAAAUCAAAGCUUGGUGCUAAUGCUAUAUUGGGAGUUUCAAUAGCUGUAACUAAUGCGGGUGCUCGACAGGAAGGCAUUCCUCUUUACAAGCACAUAGCUAACUUAGCUGGAAACGAACAAAUUGCUUUGCCUGUUCCAGCUUUUAAUGUUAUAAAUGGUGGUUCCCAUGCAGGAAAUAAGUUGGCUAUGCAAGAAUUUAUGAUUCUGCCUACUGGAGCCAGAUCUUUCUCCGAGGCUAUACAAAUGGGGUCAGAAGUGUAUCAGCAUCUAAAGAAUGUCAUCAAAGAUAAAUAUGGAUUGCAUGCCACAUUAGUUGGUGAUGAAGGUGGUUUUGCUCCAAAUAUUAUUGAUAGCAAAGAAUGUUUACGGUUAAUUGAAACAGCUAUCAAAAAGGCGGGAUACAAGGAAAAAAUCAAAAUUGGUAUAGACGUCGCUGCUUCUGAGUUUUACGUUGAUGGAGGAAUGUACGAUUUAGAUUUUAAAAAUAAAUCUGCUAAUAAAGAUAAGACAAAAAUUAUAUCAACUGAUCAAUUAUUAGCCUAUUACCAAGAAAUAGUAAAUGAAUUCCCAGUCAUAACAAUUGAAGAUCCAUUUGAUGAAAAUCAUUGGGAGGCGUGGACUAAAUUUACUAAAUCCACUAACAUCCAGGUUGUUGGCGAUGAUUUAACUGUGACCAAUCCUAUACGUAUUACCGAAGCUAUUAAUAAAAAAGCUUGCAAUUGCUUGUUGCUUAAAAUCAACCAGAUUGGUACUAUAACUGAAUCCAUUGAUGCACAUUUGUUAGCUAAGAAGAAUGGAUGGAGUACGAUGGUAUCUCAUCGUUCAGGAGAAACUGAAGAUACAUUUAUUGCUGAUUUAGUUGUUGGAUUGGGUGCUAAAGAAAUCAAGGCUGGCGCCCCUUGCCGUUCAGAACGUAACGUCAAGUAUAACCGUCUAAUUAGAAUUGAAAGAGAAAUAAAAAAGGAAAAAAAAAUAAAAGAAACCGUCGAAGAUAACUCAAAAAAUUUGGAUAAUUGUAUAGAUAAAGAAAUCAGUAGCAAUGUAAUUUAACUAAUUACACCCCUAAAAACGGAGAGUUAUCGAUUUUAAAGUUCGAACAUUAAGUACCUAUUUAGGAAAAAGGUUUGUAUUGAUUCCACUGACUACUGUUUAUAAAUCAUGUAUAUGGGGUGAUUCUUUUAUCAUAAAACACUCAUUAUUUCAAAAAGUAUUCAUGUUUUUGAAAAUAUUUUUUUACAUAGUUUCAAGUUGUUAAAAAAAACCCCCGUUUUUAAAAAAAUUAUAUUUUUAAAUAUUUUUUAUUCUUAUAUAUUUUUUAAGUUUU